CCCAGGCACCCGCAGAGCGGGAGCAGGGAGGCGGCAGGAUGGUGAAGCUGACAGCGGAGCUCAUUGAGCAGGCGGCGCAGUACACCAACGCUGUGCGGGACCGCGAGCUGGACCUGCGGGGCUAUAAGAUCCCCGUCAUCGAGAAACUGGGUGGGACCUUAGACCAGUUCGAUGCCAUUGACUUUUCUGACAAUGAAAUCCGGAAGCUGGACGGCUUCCCGCUGCUGAGAAGACUGAAGACCCUCCUGGUGAACAACAACAGGAUCUGCCGCAUCGGCGAGGCGCUGGACCAGGCCCUGGACCAGGCCCUGCCCUGCCUCACGGAGCUCGUCCUCACCAACAACAGCCUCGUGGAGCUGCGCAACCUGGACCCGCUGGCGUCGCUCAAGUCGCUGACCUACCUGAGUAUUCUCAAGAACCCCGUGACCAACAAGAAGCACUACCGCCUCUAUGUCAUUUACAAGGUCCCCCAAGUCCGAGUGCUGGACUUCCAGAAGGUGAAGCUCAAAGAGCGUCAGGAAGCAGAGAAAAUGUUCCGGGGCAAGCGGGGUGCACAGCUUGCAAAGGAUAUUGCCAGGAGAAGCAAAACUUUCAACCCAGGUGCUGGUCUGCCCACUGACAAGAAAAAGGGCGGCCGGUCGCCCGGGGACGUGGAGGCCAUCAAGAAUGCCAUAGCGAACGCGUCUGCGCUGGCGGAGGUGGAGCGGCUGAAGGGCCUGCUGCAGUCCGGCCAGAUCCCCGGCAGGGAGCGCCGAGCAGGCCCCAGCAAGGAUGGGGAGGAGGAGAUGGAGGAAGACUUAGUUGCCAACGGGUCCUGA
Molecule: messenger RNA, 818 nt
Organism: Myotis brandtii (Brandt's bat)
Lineage: Eukaryota; Metazoa; Chordata; Mammalia; Chiroptera; Vespertilionidae
Product: U2 small nuclear ribonucleoprotein A'
Exons: 2
Coding region: 39-818 (259 amino acids)
Biological process (GO): mRNA splicing, via spliceosome
Cellular component (GO): U2 snRNP
Molecular function (GO): U2 snRNA binding; protein binding
Source: RefSeq, a predicted model, not a curated record